Panonychus citri (citrus red mite) is the source of this 1390-nucleotide messenger RNA. RefSeq names its product L-threonine 3-dehydrogenase, mitochondrial-like (gene Tdh). The transcript is spliced from 5 exons. Gene Ontology annotation, molecular function: L-threonine 3-dehydrogenase activity. Bases 4 to 1140 code for a protein of 378 amino acids. Gene Ontology annotation, biological process: L-threonine catabolic process. The record is from RefSeq and is a predicted model, not a curated record. NCBI's taxonomy places the organism in Eukaryota, Metazoa, Arthropoda, Arachnida, Trombidiformes, Tetranychidae.
AUUAUGACUCUUUCACCAUCAAAGUAUCAACACCAUAUGACGAAACUGUUUAACCAUUGGAAACUUGGGUCAACAAUUAGUCCACAAUUAGUUUAUUCAUCAACAUCAUCUUCUCAUCGUGAAAAUUAUAAACACUUUGAGAAACUAUCAAAACCCCCGAAAAUAUUGAUAACAGGAAGUCUUGGUCAGCUUGGAACUGGAUUAGCUCGUAAAUUAAGGGAUAUCUAUGGUUCUAAUAAUAUUAUUAUGACGGAUAUUAUUCGAGCACCUGAUCAAGUAUUGAACAAAGGGCCUUACCUGUUUGCCGAUGUUCUGGACUUUAAGAAUCUUCAAGAAAUUAUCGUUAAUCAUCGUGUCGAUUGGCUGAUUCACUUUAGUGCUUUAUUAAGUGCAAUCGGUGAAAAUAAUGUUCCUUUAGCGAUGAGGAUAAAUGUUGAAGGUCUUCACAAUAUCAUGGAAUUGGCGAAACAAUAUAAGCUCAGGUUAUUUGUUCCAAGCACUAUCGGUGCUUUUGGACCUGAUUCACCGCGAAAUCCAACGCCCGAUGUUUGUGUUCAAAGGCCUAAAACAAUUUACGGUGUUUCCAAGGUUCACGCUGAGCUACUUGGAGAGUAUUAUAAUCAUAAGUUCGGUUUAGAUUUUCGUUGCCUUCGAUUCCCUGGUGUAAUAUCGGCUGAUACCGCGCCCGGAGGCGGAACAACCGAUUAUGCUGUUGAUAUUUUCCACAAGGCUUUGAAAUUUGGCCACUACAAGUGUUACCUUAAGCCGGACACUCGACUUCCAAUGAUUUACAUUGAUGAUUGUCUUCGAGCUCUAGUUGAGUUUAUGCAUGUUACCCCUGAGCAGCUUCCACGGCGGAUUUAUAAUAUAACCGCGAUGAGUUUCAGUCCACAGGAAUUAGUUCAGGCCAUAAGGAAAUAUAUUCCAGACCUGGAAGUCUCUUAUGAACCCGAUUCUCGUCAGCAAAUUGCGGAAAGUUGGCCUCAAGUCUUUGACGAUACCAAUGCUCGAAAUGAUUGGACUUGGAGACACCAAUUCGAUAUCGAUUGUCUAGUCCGAGAAAUGUUGACCAAAAUUUUGGAAACUGAAUCAAGUCCAUAUGUUGAUCGUAAUUCAUUAAUUGCUCAAUCAAACAAUUAAUUAUAAGAAUAACAAUUGAACAAUAAUGAGAAUUCAAUCGAAACUGAAAAUUAUCAUAAACAAAUUUACUAAUCACAAUUAUUUUCGUUAACCUAAUGAUCUUGUUUAUGUUUGGUCAAGAUAUUGACCAUUGUUAGAUUUACUUUCACUCUCUAAUUACUUAAUUACUCAACAAUUAGACAAUUUUUCGUCAUAAUUAAACAAAAUGAUUAUAAUCAGUUGAUUGUGGUGACUAUUUGAUUAACCAUAA